Laccaria bicolor S238N-H82 is the source of this 288-nucleotide messenger RNA. RefSeq lists its product as uncharacterized. The transcript is spliced from 3 exons. Lineage: Eukaryota; Fungi; Basidiomycota; Agaricomycetes; Agaricales; Hydnangiaceae. The record is from RefSeq and is a predicted model, not a curated record. The coding region runs from base 1 to 288 and encodes 95 amino acids.
AUGUUGCACAGAAAGUGGCGUGCAUCCACACCAAUGCACACCCCUGCAUGCCGAUGCACACUCCUGCACGCCAAAAAUCUCACAGGCGUGCCCUACUUGCACACUCCUGCACGCUCGUGGCACGCCGAAAGUGUAGUGCCCAUGAUUCAAAUGACAUUGCAUGCAAAGUACGCCAUGGAAACACAUCAAGGUUCUGAUCACGUGAAUGCUCCAAGGGCCCUCCUUUCCUACAUCCCAUCUCCGCGUACUUCUGGUUACUCGUUCACUCUUUGGCUGUAUAAAAUAUGA